This is a messenger RNA of Amphimedon queenslandica, 920 nucleotides long. RefSeq names its product deoxyadenosine kinase-like. Gene Ontology annotation, molecular function: deoxynucleoside kinase activity. Gene Ontology annotation, cellular component: cytoplasm; mitochondrion. Lineage: Eukaryota; Metazoa; Porifera; Demospongiae; Haplosclerida; Niphatidae. The transcript has 5 exons. Bases 11 to 829 code for a protein of 272 amino acids. The record is from RefSeq and is a predicted model, not a curated record.
UUUAAAAAGAAUGAUAGGAGAAGAGGAGUCAUUGAAGGCCUCGAAAAGCUGCAGUACAGGCCAAUCCUCGUCUAGGAGUGGUCUACUGACUAUGGAUCAGAAGCAUAGCAGCUCUGACAUAUUCAUAUCUAUCAGUGGCUUGAUAGGAGCAGGGAAAUCAACACUUGCUACUAAACUGGCUGAAAAAAUGGGGCUGCCUUGCUUCUACGAGCCUGUCAUGGAUAACGAGUAUUUGGCUGAUUUCUACAAAGACCCAGCCAGAUAUAGCUUCCCUUUACAAAUUUAUCUGUUGAAUCGUCGCUUCCAGCAGCACCAGUCUAUAAUCUGGCAGGGACAAGGAGGAGUCCAGGACAGGACAAUAUACGAAGACUCUGUCUUUGCACGAGUUUUGAUGGAGUCUAAUUUAAUGGAGGAAAGGGAAUAUCGCACUUACCUGUCACUUUUCAGCAACAUGUCGAAUUUUAUGAAGAAGCCAAACCUUAUUGUUCAUUUGGAUGUUUCUCCUGAGGAGAGUCUGAGGCGUAUAAAGAAUCGAAGUCGUGACUGCGAAUCCUCAAUUACUUUGGAAUACCUACAGAACCUUCACAAAGCCUAUGAGGUCUUUAUUGCUGAUAUCGCUCGCAUUAUCCCAGUCAUAAGAGUUAAUUACGAGCGCUUUAGAACCACUGAAGAAAUGGCUGAUAUGAUAGUUAGAGAGUAUUCCAAAAUGUGUUCCAUUCGUUAUGUGGAUUUUAAAGAUAAGACCCCAGAUCCUGAGAAGAGGGUUUUAAAAGAUGCCAAACCUCUCCGUAAUGUGUCAAACGACAUUGAGAACACACCAGUGAAUUAAUAGUGGACAUUUUUGAAACUCAUUAGGAUUAAAUAUAUUUUAGAAAUACAUGAGUUUAGCAUUUUACUUCAAAAAAGUUUAUAUAAAUGUA